GCUGAUUAGCGAUUGAAUUUACAACGCAUCAAGAUUGAGCAACAUCGCGUACUCGACAUGCGAAAAACUGAAAUAUUCUUCUCCGUUCGCAGAUCGUUGAGUACAGUUUAGGGUGUCCUUAGAGAAGACUUCGUUUUUUGUUUCACCACGACUGAAGCCGAAGAGGAAAACAUGCCUUUGCGUCAAUCCUCGUCCCGGUCCCGACCUAUUCCUCCUUAACCACGACAGCGCACGUUGUGCGCGCCGUGAAAGCUCAGCCGAAGUAUACAACGACCACUAGGUACUAGUGUUGGAUUCGCCACUAACAUGACGAGAAGAGACAAUAAUGGGGCGAGAGGAUCCGCAGACCCGCCUCCCUCCGGUCGCGAAGUGGACGAUGAUGAAGAGGCGACGAGACAGAGGGAAGAGCGGAUGCAAGCGCGGCGGCAACGAUGCGACCAGCUUCUCGCGGUUGCGGACGGCGCGGAGGAGAACCGGGAAAACAAAGGGCAAACGCAACAGCAGCAGGAAGGGACAGCUAGCUCUACUAGCGCCAGCGGGCAAAGCCUGGGCCGGCAUCCUGGUCCUCCGUCCGACCACGACGAAGCUACUUCCACCAAAUCUGUGUCCACGACGCCCUUGGAGGCCACGCAGAGCGGUGUGAACACGGAUCCGGAGGACAAAACCGGCAGCCGCCUAAUAUGCAUUGCAAAUGUGAUGUCUGGGGGUGGAUCAUGGGCGCAUCAAGUUUGUCAUGCCACGACUUGAGUUGGAUUUCAUUGUGCUUGAGCUUGUGGUGCAUGUACAACAGAAAAACAGCCGCGCAGAAGAGAACUUUUGAUGAUCAAGAAGAGGACAGUAAGUGACUUUCCAUGCAAAGUGGGCACUCUUGGGAAGUUCUCCAAAGAACUUGUCAUCCAACGGCCUGCGUUACAGAAUUUUAGUUUUGCUAACUUCCGGACCACAAGUGGCACAGUUGUGAGUCUAGUUCAAAGACCUUCAGCAGUCGUGCUCCUGCAGACCCCCCGGACAUGAUUGCAAAGCAUACCUGCGCUCGCUGUAUAGCAACACACUGCGGAAACUCAACAAGGACGUAGAGGACUCCAGAAGCAAGAUAACGGCUGUGCAUUCCCAAGUCCAAUUUAGUUGGGAUGAGGUUCAUCGUGUCGUCGGUGACGGGCAGUGGGAGGUAGAUCUCGUGCAGAUGAAAGCUACAAUCAGGAAGCUGGGCUACAUGAAUCAGGACCUGUGGCGACAGAUUGACACCAUUGCAGCCGGUCGGGGCCACGCCGCUGCCAAUCCAUCUGCGACUACUCGCGCACUCAUAAUGAAGUUCAACAAUGUAUCCUAUGUAAAAACGUCCCCACCCACGAAUCAGAAUCAAGAAGUAGAUAGGGACUUUCCCAUCAAAGUCAUCAAGUUUAUUUAAGUAUAGUGCAUGACAAAUUUGAUCUGAUAGCGUAGUGCUGUUUAGCCUGUUCAACCGCAUCGAAAAUCCACUGCCUUGCACUUAUUCCAGCAUGACGAGGAGCUCCAACAAAUUACUAGCAUUAGAAAAAAAUAUGUCCCCUGUCCUUGUGGCUGCGCAUGAGAAAGAUUUAUUUUCGGCUCGCAGAUUCAUAGCAUGACAUUGACAACUUCUGGGCGGGAACGUUUUUACACAGAAUACCAAAAUCCUAGUUACUCUAGCCUGAAGGACGCCGUGAGUGCGGUGCAAGACGAUGUGGACGACGUGAAGGUUACCGCAGCUGAGCUGGAGACGAACUAUGGUCGACUUUUUGAAGACUUAUUCACUGGAAAGUAACCGUUCCCAGCGAAUUUGUCAUGCAAGACAUGUAGGUAAAUUCAGUGUUUGUCAUGCAUAAUGCAGGAAAUGCAGGAGGGAAUGGCCAAUUUUCAGGGAAUAAGACCACUCGGCGGAGGAUGGAGCGCCGAUGUUCGUGAUUCAGCAGGUCGGUCUCUUCCAGUAUGGCGUUCUCAAAUGUUACAUUCACAACUGUUACAUGAUUUGUCAUGCAAAAACACUAUCGCUCUUACUUCACACGAUCAAGCCUUCUCCGCAUGACAACUUCUCGUCGCGCUAGAUAGCAUUAUAAUCUGCUCCAAACCUGUAAUGCAAAAGGCCCAAUCUUUUCCCUUUCACUUUUGCCGUUUUUGCAUGACAAAUUUCAUGUAACAGUUGAGAGUGUAACGUUUGAGAACGCCAUAUCCACCAGAAUCUCCAGCAGCAACUGCUCCUGCUUGAGCAGAGCAUGGAAACAAACAAGAAAAAGUUACUACGCCUGCAGGGGAACAAGGGCCCAGUUGCAGAGGACGCACUACACGCGCCACAAGGAUCAUUUUCGGCUGCACACGACGUCGACGGAGGACAAACCAGUAGCAAAAUUUCCCUUGCUGGGGCUAAAGUCACCAAAAAUGCAGCACACCGCCUGUCGGCCAGCAAAGGUUCGGCACUCACAACGGCGCCCAGCAGCCGAAACAGUAAGAGCAGUAUUCUCGGCGAGGACGGCAGUACAGCAAAUUUCGACGACGAAGAUUUUGAAAUCGAGGAUUCGAGCUCCGAUACCGCAACUGAGAACAGAGCAGGUGGAAGCAAACUCGCUAUGCUGAACAGGGGGCACAUGCAGCUACAGUCCCAUGCGGACGACGAAGAUGUUCCGAAUUCGAGCUGUGGCGAAUCGUAUGCGUUGCAAAUAAAGUAUCGUGGUGCUCCGUGCCAGUGGAAGCUGCAUUGCAAUUAUUACUUUGUUUGUAGAACAGAAAUGCUGUUUGUCAUGCGAGUUUAGGUGGAAAGAAGCAAAUCUGUUAGACAUCACGUCCGGUAGCGGUACUGAAUUGCUCGUGCCCUUCUCGGCCUCGGGGUGCGAUACUUCUUCUGCAAGGCAUAAAUCGAUUUUGUCUACAAUUUCCUGCGGAUGCUGCCGCCGGAAACGGUACAACGCCUCCAGGAGCUUCGGCUCGACCUGUUUGGCUGGAGUACAGUCACCCUGGUUCAUCCUGUUGUACCCGUUCCUUCUCUAUUAUGGUCGCGCUCCGUGGGAAAUCGCCUUCGGCACAGUGGAAGUUUUUUGUGGUUCUUAUGCAUGAUGAGUUCAAUGUCAAUCGUUGCUAUGUAGUGCAAACGGACUUUUUAUUCAAGUUCAAGUAUCAAAGGAGCUUCUGCUGUACCUCUUGCAUGCCUGAAAGAAAAAUCUGUGUUGCAUAGCCAGCAAAGACGGCGGUUUUGUGCUAUUCAUACUUGAGGGGCAAUUUGUCGUGAUAAGCGUGCUAAACAUCGGGCUGCGUCAAAUGAACUUGUCAUGCUGGGGUGCGCUUGAAAGCACUAGAAGUACCCACUCUGUAGCAUCACAAAUUUCAUCCCAACCCAGACGACAUAUAUACAAGGCAUAGUGUCAGUGGUCAGGCAAUGCCUGCAACCAUUUCCUGCUCCAAUUUGUUGUCGAUUUUCCACGCGGCGCUUCCAUAUUCACGGAAUUUACCUCUACUGCAGCGGCUUCGGCGAUCUGAAUCAGAGCAGGAAAGGCGCAAAAAGGCAGGUACAGGGAAUGUUGAUUCAUCGGCGUCAUUGAUUACCAGCACCCUUCGUGUUUUUUCUGCUCGUCCUCGUAGUACUGGUACUAGAAGAAUCUCCUGCACGAAGGUGGGACAGUCGUUGUCUUUUGUUCCCAGAAAUGUGUUCAAAAAUCUGACUUCCGACAGGUCCGAGCCCCUCGCUCUCCUCUUUCUCGGGUGGCGAGGACGUUACCCGGACGGCUUUCCGCUCAGGUUUGUUAUGAUUCGGAUCUGGAUGUUUUUCGUCGUUACGUCGAAGGAGGUGGAGUUCUAGCGCCAUUGAACCGGGAAGGUGAAUCACGGAAGGAAGAACUCCCGGGUGCGGCAGAGCCUACUGCUGGCGCUGUCACAGCAAUGCAGGAAGAGGGGGCUGUGGUCGAUGAGGCGCGAGGUCUGCAGGCGUUGGACAACAAAGUAGUGAAUUUUGAUUGCUGAGAGGCCUGUUUCGUACAAUUGGUCAUUUCGCAAUAAAAGUGAUCUAUCAGGUGCUGCAUAAGCUUCCAUACGACGUGUUGAUGAAGUUCGUGUUCUUCGUGAACGAUCUCGUUUGAUUUUCUUUUGCAGCUCCAGGUCCAGGGAAAUAAUCUAGUACCUGAUCCUGCAGCAUCUUCAAGAGAAUGAAAAUACAAUACUUCUCGUCCAGGUAGCAAACCUCACACUGUGGCUGGAUGAGUUUGCGGGGACCUAUGAAGCCAAAUGGACAGCGGCGCUCGACGAGUACAAAACGGCGUGGAAGGAAGUGCUGGAUAAGUACAUGAGCGGAAGCCUGGAACCAGCGCUCGAUGUAUCAAAUGCAAAAGUGUCUUGGUCUGGAAGAAUGCAACUUGUGAUGCUGCAUUUGGAUGUCUAGUAGAAAAUUUGUGCUGCAUGAGCAGCAAAAGCAAUCUAAUUUUCGCUAUGCGGAGAGGGCAUUUGUCAUGCGGAAUAGGCAUCAAGAAUCCAUUAGAAAACCUGGGAUGCUAGUGCACACAUCACGGACAUCAUGGCGCAUGUAAACCGUGCGUGACACGUCUCAGAAUCUUCCAGACCCAGACACUUUUGCAUUCGAUACGAUGAGGCGCGCAACAAAACCAAAAAGCUCUUUGACGAGUCCAAGAAAAAAAUGUAUGACGAGAUCAAGAACGACUUGAUUGAAUUAGCGAAGCGGAUUGAAGAAGGCGAAAAGAUCGCGAAAGAAAAAGCAAAGAACGCCACCCAGCAGCUAAUACAAUUGGGCAACGAACUAUUUCACUAUGAUGCUCUCAAACGUUACACUGAUUGUUGUUACUCACCUGGUCGUUCUGUGAUACAAGGUAGCAAAAGGGACAGGGCAAAGGCAGGGCGGAUGCGGAACCUUAGACGUUUCGAAUUACAGACCCGGCACAGAUUUAUGUAAGUGCUAUCCAUCACUUUUUUCGAGAAUUUGUUAUGGGAAGUCGCUUGGUUAUGUGGAUGGUGAUGUGGGUCGCGACAUUUGUCGAAAAAAUCAUGUAACAGCAAAGAGUGUAACGCUUGAGAACUCCAUAUUAUCAGCUAGAACGCGGCCGGCUUGCGCUAGUCCUUGCUGCCUACGACGGAAUCCGCAAGCAACUUCGACUCUGUCUAGCAGGCGGCAUGGUAGUCUUAACAAGCUGUGUAAGUCGAGGUUUUCGUUCUGAUCAGUUUCAGUGCAGAGCGGUCUCGGAACAACGAUGACUGUUACUGUUUAUCAGCUACACAGAAAAUGACCUUCGUUUUGUAGUUUUUUCGGACAAAAAAGCAUCGUCAAGAAAAACAAACACCUUCUACCACAGGAUCCUUUCUCGGAAGCACGACCGGCUACCGGUGUUGGCUGUCUUGGAGUCGAAACUUUGCUUCUUCCACUUCCAUCGAUUUCUUGAAGUACUUGGUCGUCCAGAACAAAUCCAGGUCAGACGAGAUUCCUGGUGAGGCUGCACUUCUACCCCAUCUUUUACUUUUACAUCAUCGUGACCCGACAAGAAGACAACAUUGUAAAAAAUUAAAUGAAACAGCAAUCCCUGAUAUCAAUUGCAGAUGUGUCUGGGUCUGGAAGAUUGCAAGAGUUGUUAUGCGUAUUUGCAUCAGCAUGACCCAACAUGUAGUUAUCUGUGAAGGUGCGUGGAUGUUGCUCAAGCAUCACAGAUUUGGUGACAGCCUCCUGAUGCCUAUAUCACGAGCAAAAUGACCUCUCAGCGUAGCGAAAAGUGGACUCUCCCCGCUUCUCACGCAAUACAGAUUUUGCACAAUCCAAAGGCUGCAGCUGCACCUUGCAGGCCCAGAUAUAUUUGCACUGUAUACAUGUGUAUACUUGAGUUUAAUUUUUGCCAUGCAAAAUGCGAGAACAUCUACUUACAUCAGCGACAAGAGACCACGGGCACCUUGAACGUAAACAUCUUGUUUCUGAAAGCUGCGGACUUUUCUUAGUCUAACCGGACGAUCACACCAACUGAUUUUGCGAUGGAAGCACUCCUGGUGCAUCGGUCAUAGAAGAUUCACACU
Molecule: messenger RNA, 6009 nt
Organism: Amoebophrya sp. A120
Lineage: Eukaryota; Dinophyceae; Syndiniales; Amoebophryaceae
Source: the annotation of a GenBank genome assembly